Papilio xuthus (Asian swallowtail) is the source of this 1569-nucleotide messenger RNA. It is a transcript of the gene Rlb1, whose product is annotated as lysine-rich basic protein Rlb1. NCBI's taxonomy places the organism in Eukaryota, Metazoa, Arthropoda, Insecta, Lepidoptera, Papilionidae. Gene Ontology annotation, biological process: maturation of SSU-rRNA. Bases 212 to 1546 code for a protein of 444 amino acids. The record is from RefSeq and is a predicted model, not a curated record. The transcript has 4 exons. Gene Ontology annotation, cellular component: 90S preribosome; nucleus.
UGUCUUGUUUCUGUUUGUGUCCGUGUUUAAGUUUAAUUCUAUAAAACUUAUUAACAACUAAUCAAUCAAUAUAAAGCCAAUAAUAAGGAUGUUAGCUUUCUGUGGAAAAAUAUCGUAAUUUUUAUAAAACUUUAUUGACAUAGACAUCGCCAAACGUUGUGCGUUAGGAUAUAACCUUACUAAUAUUUAUUUUACACGAUUUUGAGUAAAAAUGGAGGUUGGUGCAGUUAAGCAAGCAUUUAAUAAUGAGAUUAUCCAAAUGAAAAGAAAUUUAACCCAAGCGAAAAUACAAAUUAUACACAAGCUUACACGUAAAGCAAAAACAUUAGCAGAAAAGAAGGCACCAGAACAUUUAAAAGAAAAACUAACUAAGAAAGCGGAGUCUGCUGUUAAAGAAGUUUUGAUUAUUAAGAAAAUAAAAGCAAAGGAUAUUGCAAAAUUCAUAGUCACAUAUGACGGAGAGCUUGCAAAAUAUUUAAAUAAACCAGAAGUAGAUCAUAAUAAGGCAUGUGCUAGAUUAAUACUGCACAAAAGUUUGCAUGAAAAGCAUAAAUAUAUAAGAGAAACAUUUGGUAAUACGUCAAUAAAUGAUCUCUUCAUGUCAAGGUUAGAAAGAAGAAAGAUGAAGAAGGAAGCUAGAGAGAAGCAGAAGAAUAAGAAAAAAGAAAAAGAGGCAAAGAAAUUAGUUAAUAUUGAAGGUGAUUGGGAUGUAGAAGAGAUAGAAAAUAAAGAUGAUGCAGUUGAAGCAAACAUACAAGGUAAAGGACUUGGAGAUGAGCAAAGUGAUAAUGGACAAGAAAGUGACAGUGAACAGGGCAAAGAGGAUGAGUCAAGUAGUGACAAACCAGGUGAUGAUGAUGGCUCAGAUAGUGAUGAUGAAAUAUUAGCUAGUGAAUCUGAACAAAUUGAAAAUGGUAACAACUCUCAAGUAGAUAAGGACGUAGACAAUUCAGAUUCAGAAAUGGAAGAAAGAAAAAAUAAAAAAAUUGAAAGAAAAAAUAUUUCACAAAAGAAAGAAGAGAAAUUACGUAAUAAAUCUAUAGAAAAACCUAAAAAUUUGCCAAAAGAAGUAAAUAAAAAGAAAAAAGAUAUUAAUAAGAAUAAAAAUUUCAAUGAAAAGAUACUUAAAAGGAAGUUCAAUAAAGUUAUUGAUGAAAAACCAGCGGAAGAAAUAAAAAUGGCUGACCCUUUCUUUAUAACAACAACGGGAGAAAGUUACAUGUCAGUUGUUGAACCAAGACAACCUGAUGAAGUGAAAGAAAUACAUAAACAAGGGAAUAGACAAUAUAGAAGAGCUGUCAUGUUUGGACAUGUACCAAAACCGAGGAGAAAUGAUUUCAAACAAGAGAAUAGGAAAUUUAAAGAUUUAUCAAACUCAAAUGAUCGCUUUAGUAAUAAUAAUUAUAAGAAUAAGAAAUUUAAUGAUGAAGAAAAACAGGAAACUGAAAAAGUUGAAAAAUUACAUCCUUCAUGGGAGGCAAAGAAACGGAAAUCAGGUAUUUUACCUUUUGAAGGUAAAAAAAUUGUUUUUGACGACGGAGAAUGAUAUAAAAAAAAUGGUUUUGAUAA